AUGGCGACGGAGGAGACUCAGCCAGAUCCCUUGCAGGGGCCGGGAGAUCCUUGGAUGACCAAGGAAGCGAUGCAAGAUGGUGCAGAAAAGGCAACAGCGUUGCCACCGAAGAGAGGAGGUGUGGAUAUGCAUCCAUACAACGGGGUAGAAGGAACACCUGGGAAGGGAAGUCCAGCGGGCUUACAAGAAUCCAUGAGUUCAAAUGGGAUUCCCCCAGGGUUCAAGAAAGAGGAUCUUCAUAGCUCAUACAAUAGCAUUCCCACGUCUUUCAUGCCACCUUUUGGAAUGCCAACACACCCUUUUCCCGUUUUCAGUGCCUCCAUUCCUCAAACGGGUUUUGGCACAUUUGCGGGACCAAUGGCUCCCAGUCUGAGUCAGUCAGAUUCAGAAGAGCUGCGGUGGUGGAGGAGUCUUGCCUGGCUCAAAGGCGUAGGCAAAGGACAAGCACCAAAGACUGAGGAACCGUGGUCAGAGGUUCCAACAGAUAGGGUGAAGAAAGAAGAGGAGACACAAGGCACGUCUGGAGGUGGUCGAAGGAAUGCAGGUGGAGAUAGGAGAAGAAGACAGAGUAGAGACUCAGGAGAGAAUGACAAGAGGCAAGAUGAGAUCCCCAGACAGAAGGAGAGAAAAGAAGAUCCCCAAGGACCACCAGAGGGUCCCCCAGAAGAGCCCAAUGAGUCAGAUGACCCGGAAGAGAGCUCCGGUUUCAGUUCAUCAGCCCCCACAACUGAGUUGAGAAGCAUGCUGAGGAGACAGGCGAAGGUCACUCAAGACCGUCCAAGAUCCUCGCUAGGAUCAGUCAAGAUUGAGGAGUUCUAUGGCGAUCGACACAAGUACCUCAAGUGGAAGAAGGCGGUACAAGCGCAAGAGGUUUUGUACCGCCUGGAACCAGAAGAACUCAGCAUGCUGAUCUAUCUCAGCACAAAGAAGGAUGCCAGAGAUGUCUUGGAUCAAAAGCCCAUCCAAGAAUAUACUCGCCCUGGAGGAGUGAGACUCAUCUGGCAUUUGCUGGAUGAGGCGUUUGGCGAAUCAGAGGAGGAGUUGUUUGAACGAGCAGAGCAAGAGUUUGCAACAUACCGGAGGCUUCCUGGCCAGAGCAUUUCCACCUUUCUGGGCCAGCUGAAGAGGCUGAAGGCUCAGUACAUGAGGGUGGACCCAGAGAGCACAAUGUCAGACAGAGCAUGGUCUCAAAGGAUGCUCAACCGAGCAUCCUUGUCACGCCGAGAGAGGCUUGACGUCUUUUUCUCAGCUGGAGGGCGCUACACGUCACAAUCAAUUGAGACUGCACUACGACAUCGAUGCGGCCGAAUCCAUGAGGAAGAGAGAAAGCUUCCCAGCUAUGGCUUUUCCAGAACUCCAGGAGCUAAGCCAUACUACAAGAGGUCACAACAGCACAGCAGGGGCGCGACAAAGAACAAGAGGCCAGAGAAGAAGACCUUCUAUGAGGACAAAGACGCAGAAGAAGAAGAGGAGGCAGAGGAAGAUUUGGAGGCAGAAGAGGAUCCCUAUCGGGAGCACAUAAAUGACACAGGCGACACGCAAGAGGUCCUGAUGGAGAUCCGUGAAGAAGACGUAGAUGAAGACGAGGAAGAUGAAGAGAGCUUUCAGGAUGAUGAUUUGAAGGAAGCAUGUGCAGCAGGAUGGAGGGCUAAAAGCCAACAGAAUGAGAAGAAGAAAUACCGAGGAUGGAAGACAACAAACAGAAGCUCCACAGGAGGCACUGGGAAUUCCAUCUCACCAGACAAGAGGAAGAUCAACUCCACCUGCUCGUCAUGCGGAGAGAGAGGGCAUUGGAGAGGAGAUCCCCAAUGUAAGAACGUCCAGACAGGCAAAGACAAGCCUCAUAAGAAGAAAGAAGGUUCGGGCUCAGGUGACGGAGGAGGGGCAGUGCACUUCACGUAUGUGGUGACAACGACAAAGAAGGUGAAGACUGAGGUAGAAGAGGAGAAGACCACCACACAAGAGGAGCCAGGAAGAUGCACUAACCCAGAUUGCCGAGGCAGGUUGAGGACACAAGACAGGUUUUGCCCAGCCUGUGGCAUGAGAGUCGCAGGAGACCUGAGCAUGAGAGAGAAGAGAGGUUGGGAGGUCAUCAAGGAAGACGAAGAGGCAGAUCAGGGUAGCUCAGCAGGUAUUCUGGAGGUUCUGUCAUCAGGAGAUGAGGAACAGCCUCCAGAGUUCAGGUAUGAGAUCAGCAGAAGCCAGCUGAAAGAGAUGCUGCGCACCACACCGAAACCAGAAGACGGAAGGUCUAAGGUGAAACUGAAGCCUGAAGAAGUCUUGGCGGCUCUACCCAACAUGUCACGCUCCGAGAAGAAGGAGCUCAGAAGACAACUACAAGAAGGUGAAGAGGAUCGGGCAUGGAGGACCUAUAGCCGGUAUCGAGAGGUUGACGGCAUAGGCGUGGAUGAAAGAGGAAGACCUUCAGGAGCAUCAGGAAGUGGCUAUCAGCCUGACGAGCAAGCACCGAUAAGGCCGAAGGCAAGAUCUAAAAAGGAAGAGUUGCCGAAGGCGGUGAAGACAAGACAGUUGGACAAGUUCCGGAGGGGACUGUAUGAAGACCAGCUCCAGGGGGACCGCCUCGUUCCAUCCACAUGUGCACCAACACCCACAACAGCACAAGCCAGGUGUCACCACCCCUUUGAGUCCAUCCGUUGGAGUGCCAAUGCGGAUGGCCACUAUGGCAGGUGCAAGGCAUGCGACCUACGGCAUGUCAUCUACUUCAGUGAGCGACAUGGCGCACUGGUAGCAACUACAGCACAACAACCAGCAGCCAUAGCAGACAGCGGCUGCAGGUGUGCAGUUGCUGGGCAAGCCUGGCACACAGCAAUGCAAGAGGAGCUCAAGAGGAAAGGAAUGACCUGGCAUGAGGAGAAGGAAUCUGAGACAUUCAGAUUCGGGUCUGGUGACCCUGAAACAAGCAACACAGCAUACAUCUACCCAGUAGGCAUAUACGGCAAGAACGAUCUUGCGGUGCCCUCCACUGCCCUGGACUGGUGGGGCCAAGUGAGCUCUCAAGAUGGGGAGCGGCCCAUGAAGCUCACAUACACCCGACAUCCGGCCAUCGACCUGAUGGAGUACCAACCAGGUACAGAAGGAGCACAAUUCUGGACGGAUGCAUCCAUCCAGAGCCAACUCAGGACCCUAAAGUCCAAACCACACGCCUGGGCUUUCGUGGCCGAGGAACACAAGCACACAGAUGAUGAGGAGGCCAGCACGGACACGGAGGUGGAAGAAGAAGAGGAUGAUGAAGACAUGGGCACCAGGAAAAGGAUGAUGAGAAAGUGGAUGGCAAAGCUGGAUGAACACCUGCACAGUUUACCGGGCAAGACUCUGAACCUCGAGGAAUCAGAAGAGGAAGAGAGCUCCGGCGUCAGCUCAGAUGGAACUGUCACUUCCCAUGAGUUUGGAAUAGAGCCAUGGGAGACUGAUGAAGAUACAGAUGAAGAAGAGCUGAUGGAAGAACAGGUGUAUCAUCAGAAGCAGAUGAGUAAGCACGAGAAGAGGGCUUUAGGCCACAACACAACAGUGCUUCGAGAUGUAUUGCAGGUAGAAAAGAAAGGAAAGAAGAAGGAUAAGAAGAAAGAUGCGGCAAAGCCGAAGGCCCCAGUCAGGAAAGGUGGACCAUGGCGGGUCUUAGAAGUCUUCACGUGGUCUUGUAUGGUUUCAAUGGUAGCAGUAAAAAGAGGAUGGCAAAUGCUGGAGCCAGUCACGCUCCCACACUGGGAUCUACUUGAUCCAGCACAACGAGAGCAAGCACAUCGAUACAUCGAUGAAGCAGCACCAGACCUUUUGGUCAUAGCAUGGCCAUGCAGGCUGUGGAGCCCAAUACAAGCACUCAACUACAAGACCACGGAAGAGAAGGAGAUACUGGGUGCACUGAGGCAAGAAGAAAGACCGCUUUUGGACUUUGUGAAAGAAGCCGCUCAGAAACAAAGAGCCCGAGGAGGAGCGGUUAUGGGCGAGAAUCCAAAGCGUUCAAAGGCUUGGAAAGAACCGCCCAUUCAAGAUGCAUUUGAAGGACUGCCCCAUGUAGACACAGACAUGUGCGCUCACGGGCUCCGAAGACCCGACAAUGGAUGCCCAGUGAGGAAGCCUACACGCCUAGCCGGCACUCCAGAGAUAAUGAGGAGAUGUGCCAAAACAUGCAACUGCAAGCAGCAGCACGCACCAUGCAUGGGAGCAGUGAAGAUUGAUGGAAGGUGGCAAAGCAUUGCCGCCUAUGCAGGAGGAUAUACACGACAAUUUGCCACUCGGGUGGUAGAAGGUGCAGAAGAAUACCUGAGAGGGACAAGAAGAUAUGCAAGGUGGGCCACAUCAGAGCAUCUGCCCGAAGAAAGGUUUGUAGCAGUAGAUGACUGGGACGGCGCCGAUAUAGAAGAGGAGUUUCGGUCGCCAAGACAAGAACAAGAACAAGGAGAGACACAGGAGACAGAACCCAGAGAGGAAGAAGAAACAGACCAGGAAGAGGCAGUGCCAAAGAGAGAAGAAGCACCUGAAGAUGAUAGAAGGAGACGUCAAGAGGCCCGGAUUCGGGCCAGAGAACAGAUGGCAGAAGAUGCCGGAGAGGCAAGAAGAGAAGACUUAGAGAAAAUCAGGAGAAUUCACAGCAGGAUGGGACACCCGUCAAAGGAAGCAUUGAGGAGGAUGAUGAAGCUGGCGGGUGUACCCAAGAGGGUGGUUGACACGUUGGAGAAGUUCCAAUGUCCAACAUGCGACAAGAUGCAACCCCCAUCACGACCAAGACCACAGAGGUCUGAUUUGAGACCGACAGUCUUCAAUGAAUCCCUGCAUGUGGAUCUCAAAUAUGCAAAGGAUGUGAAGAAACAAUUGUAUGUAGCUCUCUCAAUGGUAGACGCAGCAACAAACUACCAUCAAGCAGCCCUACUGAAGACAAGAGACCCCAGGCAUGUAGCUGAACACAUGCUUCUAAGAUGGUUCUCCAUGUACGGAACGCCAAGGGAGAUUGUCUUAGAUCAAGGAGGAGAGUUUGAAACAGAAUUCAUCAGCGUUCUGGAAGAACAUGGGGUACUGUCCAAGGUUUCAGGGGCGUAUGCCCCAUGGCAGAACUCAUUUGCCGAACGACACGGGGCAAUACUCGGCGUUGCUUGGAACGCUUUGAUUGUGGAACACCAAGUCACCGACAGGAAAGGGAUGAAGACAACCCUCCUGUGCGCCAUACAGGCGAAAAACCAGACGGUGACACGGCGAGGGUACUCAGCAGAGACCCUGGUCUAUGGAAGAAACUCCAAUUUUCCAGAUUUGCUGGAUGAUGACGCCAUAGACAACACAACACUAGGCCAAGCACUGAGCCUAGACACACAAGUAGCAAAGCAGGCAGAGAUGAGAGCAGCAGCCAAGAGAGCACUCUUGCAUCAAGAUGCACAGCAAAAACUGAAACAGGCAAUACAAAGAAAACCUGGCAAUCAGGUGAGAGAAUAUUUGCCAGGUGAGAAGGUGUACUUCUGGGUCCCAGGUGCCAAGAGAGUACGUUACCGAAAGGACGCAGGAGUUUGGAGAGGGCCUGCGUUGGUAAUAGCACGAGAAGGACAACAGAAGUACUUCAUAUCCUGGAGAGGAAGAUGCUUGCUGGUAGCAGCCACAAAUCUCCGACCAGGAACGGUAGAAGAAGCCGAAGAUGUGGCGGCUAAAGAAGAAGAGGUGAGACAGUUUGAUGAGCAGAUGCAGACACAGAAGACAAUAGAGGAGAUUCAGAAGGCAGAGCCCCCUGAUGAGGAAGGGGAUGGAGAGAAAUGGAAGACAGAAGGAGAGGUUUUGAGGAGGUCAGACACAGGAAGCACCAAGGAAAGAGCAAAGGCCAUGAUGAGAGGCCUGAAGACAGUCAGGAAAGCACUUGAGGAACCCAGGUUAAGACGAGAAUACAGGAAAAGAAGAAAGGCUGUAGAGCCAGCACGAGAGGAGCAAGAAGAGACACCAGCCGAAGCAGAGACAAAAGAAGAAGAAGAAGUGUGGAAAGGCAUUCACGAGGCUGAAGAAAGAUAUGCCAGAGAAGAUGAGAAGAGAAUCCGACGGAUUACAGAACAGAGAAAGACCCUGCUAGAUGAUGUACCUGAGUGCAUGAAGAGGAGAAGAGUAGGAGAAGUAGAUGAGCAGCAGGUACAACAGAGGUUGACUCAGGGGGUCUUUACGUAUGUCCAGAACGUGGUCAUGGAGGAAGAGAUUCAAGAAAUGAUGGCAAAGAAGGCACAACAGCAGAUACAAGAGAGACCAGGCUGGCGGAAGAAUGAAUGGAUGAAAAGAGAGGAGGUAGCAGAGUUGGCUAGAUUGCUGGAUUUGCCAAUUUCAGCCGUGAGGAUACAUCGACAGCCUAGAAAGAGGCUACAUCCACCGCCAGCCGGAAAGAGAAGAUCACGUGUGACAGUCAUGCUUCUCGAGCAACAAGGGGAAGCGAUGGUUCUCACCGAGAAUCAAGAAAAGACAGAGAAAAAUAAGAAGACAAAAACCCCCAUGAGCUGGAGAGGAAUGACACUUUUCCUGAAGACAGGAAGAGAAAAAGAAGAAGAGAAGAAAGAAAAACAGGCAUACAUACAGAUUGGCGAUGAGGUGUUCGCCACUCCCUAUGAGGAUUCAGCCCUCUGGCAAGCCUUUGUCAGAAGAGAGGAGGAGAUGAAGGUUGCGGCAGAGGCACUUCUUUUGAAGAUGAAGGCAUCAGGUAAGGAGUUGGAUCCCAGGUUCUUUGACGAGGCAGAAAAGGCUGCUUUCAGAGAGAGUGAUAAGAAGGAAUGGGAGUCCUGGGUAAAGAACUCAGUGCUCCAAAGACUCACUGCCAAAGAGGCUGCAAAAGUUCCAAAGAAUCAGAUCUUCAAGGCCCCUCUUAGAAUGGUCAGGGUCAACAAGGGCAAGGAUGACACAGACCUCAAGCCGAAGAGCAGGCUUGUGAUUCCGGGGCAUUUAGACCCGGAGCUCGGGGGCUACAGAACAGAUAGCCCAACCACCAUGCCAUGCGCUGUGCGACUCUUGAAAACCCUGAUCGUCUGCAAAAAGUGGUCAGCGUGGAUUUUCGAUGUUGCUACGGCCUUCCUCAGUGGAAAUAAGACAGAGAGAACAGUACAUGUGAGAGCACCACCAGAAGGCUUACCAGAAGUAGAAGGAAUGUCCAAGAUUCGUCCUCACGAAUUACUACGAGUGAUCAAAGGAGCAUAUGGACUGGCUGAAGCACCACGAUUGUGGUACUUGAGAGCCUCCGAACUUUUGGAAAAAGCCAACAUGCAAGAGCUCAAGUUUUGCCGUUCCACCUAUGUGUUAUUGAAUCAGUCUGGAGCUGUUGUAGCAGUUUGCUGCAUGCACGUAGAUGAUGGCUUCAUAGCAGGUGACCAUGGAGAUCCAGAAUUCCAGCGUCUGCUAAAGGCCAUCGACGCUGAUUUCAACAUCAAGGAGUGGCAAAAGCUUGGCAAAAGGCCGGUGAGUUAUCUCGGCAUGACUGUGACGUACGACGAAGAAAGAGGCAUCAUCAUAGAUGACAUGACUGAAUACAUCAAUAAAAUUCAGUCAGCAGAGAUCAAGGGUAUCAAAAUGGAGGAAAAAUUGAGUGAGAAUGAUGUCACGAGAUAUCGGAGACUCGUGAUGCAAAUGAGAUGGCCUGCACAGCAUGUUGUUCCGGAGCUCAUGAGCACUAUCAGUCUUCUAGCGCAAAGAACUACGAGAGCCACGUAUGCAGAUCUGAAGAAAGCAAACAGUGUUCUGGAGCAAAUGAAACUCAUAGCUGGAAAUGGCCAAGCCAAGAUCACAUAUCACAGGAUUCCUGAUGAUCCCAUGUUCAUCACCUUCUUUGAUGCCUCAUUAGGAAAGAGCACCAUGCAGUCCGCACAGUUAGGUGAAAUUCAUUUUCUCACAAGCGAGAAAGCAAAAGUGGAGCCAUCGAAAGCCAAUAUCGUCGAGUACCAUAGCAACAAGAUCAGCCGAGUGGUGAAAAGUUCAUUGGCCGCUGAGGGGUGUGCCAUGACAGCCGGUGCUGAUCAUCAACUUUUCUUUCGUUUACUUUGGGAUGCAUUGUACAGCGGUAAGUUGACAGUAGGUUCCAAUUGGAGAGCGGAUUUGAUUUCAAAGGGCGCUCUGGUAACGGACGCCAAAAGUUUGUUUGACCACUGCCACAAGGUUGGUCACAUGGCAGCUGAACGUCAGACUGCCUUAGAUAUUCUUUCAGUCAAGUUGGCUAUUCAGGAUGGUCUUUUAGAGCUGUUUUGGACUCCAACUUUCAAACAAAUAGCAGAUCCACUCACGAAAGAAAUGGACUUUGAAUUGAUUACAGAGUGGAAAAGAUCUGGCAAAAUUUGCUUGGUCAGUACAGAAAACGAUUUGCAGGAAGAACAGAAGAGGGCAAACAUUAGAAGGGGACAAAGAGAACGCAGAAACGCACGUAUGAAAAAGGCCAACACUUCUUUACCCCUGUGUUGA
Messenger RNA from Cladocopium goreaui, 8415 nucleotides. NCBI's taxonomy places the organism in Eukaryota, Dinophyceae, Suessiales, Symbiodiniaceae. The record is from the annotation of a GenBank genome assembly.